Messenger RNA from Ustilaginoidea virens, 522 nucleotides. RefSeq lists its product as uncharacterized. The transcript is spliced from 2 exons. NCBI's taxonomy places the organism in Eukaryota, Fungi, Ascomycota, Sordariomycetes, Hypocreales, Clavicipitaceae. The record is from RefSeq and is a predicted model, not a curated record. The coding region runs from base 1 to 522 and encodes 173 amino acids.
AUGGCCAGAAAUCACUUGCCUGUGCGACCCGCCAUUACCGACACGAGACACGAGCAAAAGAUGAGCAAAGGACCGCAUUACAUGCCGUGUUCCAGAUCUGGUAUCGCGGGCGACGGAGAUUCCAAUUUGCAAGUCUAUCUUUCCUCAGGGCAGCCGUUAUACGACGAGAAAUUGCACCUGGUCAGCGGCAAGUUGACCUCUGUUUUCUAUCUAUACGCUCCGUCUAAAGUCUCAGUACUGCCUCCCAAAAGAGAAAGACAAUGCCAACACGCCGGUCUGGAGAGGCCAGUCAUUUCCCGUUUCUAUUCUAGCUUGAAAAAGCUCGGCAGUUCAUGUCCCUACUCCAUCCAUGACCAUUGGCAUUCCGGUUUGCCUUUGAGUAUUCAUAAUGCCAAUGACUGGCUGUCUGUUGACGGCCAUACGUCGUCACCUUUAUGCAAGACUUGCCCUUAUCUAAGACUUAAGGGUGGGGUAUCUGUGGCCGAGCGAAUGCAUGAACUUGCGUUCGGAUGGUACCGGUGA